Molecule: messenger RNA, 705 nt
Organism: Poeciliopsis prolifica (blackstripe livebearer)
Lineage: Eukaryota; Metazoa; Chordata; Actinopteri; Cyprinodontiformes; Poeciliidae
Gene: atp5if1b
Product: ATP synthase inhibitory factor subunit 1b
Exons: 3
Coding region: 68-391 (107 amino acids)
Biological process (GO): negative regulation of ATP-dependent activity
Cellular component (GO): mitochondrion
Molecular function (GO): ATPase inhibitor activity
Source: RefSeq, a predicted model, not a curated record
GCUGGCUGCUUUCUGUGGACAAGGACAAACCGUCACUGCCAGUCUGUUUCUGACCCGAAGGUCCAACAUGGCGAGGCUGCUGAGGUUAAACGUCAGGAGUUUUGUCACAUCUCAGCUGAGAAUGUCCUCCGAUCAGCUGGGCGAGCUGGGUAAAGGUGCAGGAAAAGGCGGAGGCGGCGGCGGCUCCAUCAGGGAGGCGGGCGGCGCCAUGGGGAAGAAGCAAGCUGCUGAGGAGGAAAUGUAUUUCAAACGUAAAGAGCAGGAGCAGCUGGCGGCCCUGAAGCAGCAUCACCUGGAAGAAAUCGAUCACCACAAGAAGGAGAUCGAACGCCUGCAGCGCGAGAUUGAUCGCCACAAGGGAAAGAUCAGGAAGCUGAAACACGACGACUAAGUGAAACUGUCCAAAAAAAAAAUAUUAUUCUCCUUUGCCUUUAUUCAUAACACCUGUUGCUGCAUGCAUUUACUGGGCAGGACAUGAAUGUGUGGAAGUUGCUGAAAGUCAUCAAAUCUCCUCAUCUACUGGUAUUUUGGUUGUUUGCUGCAGUAACAAUCUGCAAUUUCUGACUGAAGUUCAUCAGUGCAUUUUAUGCUUCAGGUCACAAACUGUCAAGAAGUACAGUUAAAGCUGCGUUUGUCAACAUGAGCUUUUUUCACAAUUUAAAUAGAUAAAAUUGUGCAUUAAACUGCAAGUUGGAAUCACUGAAA